AUGGAGGAUCGUCUCGCGCAGGUGCCCUCAGUGGACACCUUCCGGCUCUCUGAUGAGGUAUUGGAAUUCCUCGCGAAGAGCUCGAAGGAUUCGUUCCAGCUCGAGCAGAAGAAGCCGACCGAGGUCACACGCCAGUUCACCACUUCUAUCGAUCAUGAGAACAAUCACAUCGAUGCCCGAGCCGACAGAUACCAGAACAAAAUUCGUAAGGGCCACCAUCAGGCAUGUCGGCGGGGCUUCACCGUUGACGGUCAGGUUACCAGGUCUCAGGGUCGCAUCGCGAAACUCGCUACCACCAACAGUCUCAGUUUCGUUGGCAAGACCGUCGGCUCAAUCAAGAUCGUCGGCCGUGAUGACCCUACGCAGGCUGAAACCCAGCGUGCUCAGAAGGUUCUAGAGAUCCUUCAAGGUCUCAUGGACCUCCAGCACGAUAACCCGUGGGUUCAGCUAGUAUUCUUCUCGUCUCCCAGGGAUGACUUCCAGUGGCCCUCCGCCUGGACGGAGGAGGCGAACGAUGCGGGUAUGGUCAGAUUCCAUGCCGACCGUGUCACUCGCCCCCUCAAUCCAUCCCAGACGAAAGCUGUGAAGCAGAUGCUCCAGCAGUCGAAUGACGGACGUCUUACUACCACUGUCAUCGCCUCGUUUGUUCAGACUGCCCUGGCCGGUGGACUCUCUGGCAUCUGGCUCAUUGCCCAAUCCAAUGUUGCCGUCAAGAAUAUUGCCGAGAAACUCACUGACUUUGGCCUGACCAAUUGGAAGCUUCUUGUUUCAACGGAAUUUUUCGACGACUGGCACGAGCACCUCUAUGCCAACAUUCGGGCUAAUAUCAUCACAUCUGAGGACUUCUCUGCGCCAGGUUUUUUUAAGGAGCUCCAGACCACCCCGGUUAUUCUCUGUACUUUGUCUAUGCUCUCAUCUUUCGCUCUUCGAAGGUUUGGAGGUUUCACAGCUGCGCCACUGAGGACCCUCGUCAUCGACGAAGCGUCCCAAAUUGAGAUUGGUGACUACAUUCCUCUCUUCACCUCUCACACCUCCAUUAGAAAGGUGUGCUUCAUUGGUGACGACAAACAAUUGCCACCCUAUGGUCAGGAUGAUAUCCAGGACCUGAAGAGCAUUUUCGAAGUCAAGCAUCUCAAGGACCAUGCCAUUUUUUUAGAUACCCAAUACAGGAUGCCCCCUCAAAUUGGAAAGUUCAUCUCUGAAGCUGUGUAUGAUUGCGUACUCAAGUCGGAUCCGCUACACCCCGUCACGGACGAGAGAAUGGCUUGUCAUUUUAUCAACAUUCCCAGCCAGGAACAACUACAUGGAACUAGCUGGAAGAACCUUGGAGAGUGCCAAACCAUUCUCCGCAUCGCUAGCAUGUUGCAAGAGAAGAAUAAGCAAUUCCGCAUCAUCACCCCGUAUGACGCUCAGCGGAGUUUGAUCGAGGAGGGUUUUAAAGCUCAAGGAGCUCGAUUGGGAGGAUAA
Messenger RNA from Suillus subalutaceus, 1467 nucleotides. Its product is annotated as P-loop containing nucleoside triphosphate hydrolase protein. Gene Ontology annotation, molecular function: 5'-3' DNA helicase activity. The coding region runs from base 1 to 1467 and encodes 488 amino acids. The record is from RefSeq and is a predicted model, not a curated record. The transcript has 8 exons. NCBI's taxonomy places the organism in Eukaryota, Fungi, Basidiomycota, Agaricomycetes, Boletales, Suillaceae.